Drosophila eugracilis is the source of this 1391-nucleotide messenger RNA. Its product is annotated as venom acid phosphatase Acph-1. Gene Ontology annotation, biological process: dephosphorylation. Lineage: Eukaryota; Metazoa; Arthropoda; Insecta; Diptera; Drosophilidae. The record is from RefSeq and is a predicted model, not a curated record. The coding region runs from base 70 to 1308 and encodes 412 amino acids. The transcript is spliced from 5 exons. Gene Ontology annotation, molecular function: phosphatase activity.
CGACGCACAAGCUCCAACCAAGCCGGUCCACUUGAUUCCUAACGAUCCGCUAAAUUUAAAUUCGCGAAUAUGCUAAAGUUCCUCGGCCUGCUGCUCUUAGUCAGCUGUGUGUUACUUGUUCGUGGAGGUGUUAUAGAAAUGGAAAUAGAAGUUCCCAAUGAGGUAACCGUGGGUCCUGAGGAUGUCUCUAAAGACUCAGAGGAAGUACAUUCACCCGGCAACAAAGGAAGCAACUCAACCCUGAAGCUGGUUCAUGUGCUAUUUCGUCAUGGACCCCGAACACCCGUCAACACUUACCCCAAAGAUCCGUAUAUCAACGAAACCUAUGAGCCCUAUGGAUGGGGAGCAUUAACCAACGGUGCCAAAGUGGAGCUAUAUAAAAUAGGCAAACAACUGCGUAAGCGCUAUAAAGAUUUCCUGCCGUCCUAUUAUCAGCCCGAGACGAUCCGUGCCCAAUCUUCGGAGUCGCCGCGCACCUUGAUGUCCCUUCAAAUGGUUCUGGCCGGACUCUUUCCGCCGGAGAACACUCCCAUGGAGUGGAACAUGAUGCUCAACUGGCAGCCCAUCCCCAUUGUGAUGGAACCAGAGGAAACUGAUGUGCGCAUUCGAAUGAAGGCACCCUGCCCUCGUUAUGAUGAAGCUGUCCUGGAGGUGAUAAACCUUCCCGAGGUUAAGCAGCUGCAUGCCGAGAACUCUGAUUUGCUGAAGGAACUGACCAAUCUCACCGGACUCAAUGUUACCCAUGCCCAUGAUGUUACCAAUAUUUUCAUCUCACUGCUGUCAGAGCAAACUUAUGGCCUGGAGUUGCCCUCCUGGACCAAGGACUACUAUCCGGAGAAGAUGUUACCCUUGGCGGCCAAGUCUUAUGUCUACGAUGCUUACACGGCUGAGUUGCGAAAAAUGAAAGGAGGCUUUUUCGUAGAGAUGCUCAUAAAGCAAAUGCAGGACAAGAUCUCUGGGAAAUUGCAGCCCCAGAACCGCAAGAUGUUCCUUUCUUGCGGGCAUGACUGGACCAUCACAAAUGUUCUAUCCGCCUUGAAUGUUUGGGAAGCUCAGAUGCCUCGGUUCUCGGCUCUAAUUGCCUUUGAGUUGCAUCAGAAGUCAGAUACGGGAGAGUAUUACCUGGAGAUCUUCUUCCAAAACGAUCCCGAGAAGGAACCAGAGCAACUUCAGAUUCCUGGCUGUGAUAAGCAAUGUCCCAUCGAAAAGUUAUUGGAGCUCACAAAGGACAUAAUUCCGGAUGCUUCCUACGCAGAUUUGUGCAAAGCUAAAGGAACACUAGAGGGGGCUAAGAUUAGCUAUCAUUAGUAUGCACAUUCCGAGUAUAUAAUCUAAAUUGCAGUAUUAAUGUUACAUAAUAACUAAAUAUAUAUUUACAUACCACUGUCGAA